This is a messenger RNA of Amphiprion ocellaris (clown anemonefish), 4434 nucleotides long. It is a transcript of the gene pabir2, whose product is annotated as PABIR family member 2. Bases 1917 to 2762 code for a protein of 281 amino acids. Gene Ontology annotation, molecular function: protein serine/threonine phosphatase inhibitor activity. NCBI's taxonomy places the organism in Eukaryota, Metazoa, Chordata, Actinopteri, Pomacentridae. The record is from RefSeq and is a predicted model, not a curated record. The transcript is spliced from 10 exons.
CCUAAAAAGAAAGAUUAGCCAUUUGAGAUGAUUAAAACUGGCAGUAAGGUUAUCUGCAGCCAUCAUGAUAAGGAACAGUUGUUGUAAAUAACUCGUAUAAACUAAAUCUGCAAGUUACGUGCUUAAGGCCUCUUGUGAGCAAAGGUGUUCAGGAUCCAAAAGGGUGUUUUUUUUGCAGAAAAACUGCAAAGUGCUGUUGAAGUGUUUUUUCACUAACAAUGCAAGAGUUGAAUUUAUCCAGAAACCAAAGAUUUAGUUACAAAAUUUCUCAACAUUGACGCUGUGUUUUCUGAUUUUCCAAAUAACUUGUAAUUUGAUUAAUAAAUGUAAAUGUAGCCUGCUGGAAGCAAGAACGUUAUUAGCUUUUUGUGCAACUUUCUGCAAAAUGUUACUUUUUCUCUUAAUUAUCCUGAGCCAUACUGGUGUUUAUGUAUAUAAGUUAAUCUUUGCAUCAGAUGUAUUUCUUUAAUGCUGCACGUUUUGGAAGCAACCUACUAUACUUUGACAUCUGGUAUCAGUUUGAUACAGAAACUGAAAAAUACAACUGGAUAAAAUUAAUUUAUUUGCUGCAACAUCUGUGAGGUGCUGCUCAAAAGUGUGAUGACACAUUUGUUUUCAUUAUUCAUAAAGUAAAAGCUUAUCAAGUGACCAAAUAUUUUUCAUUCAUUGUGGAAGUUUACAUGAGUAAAUACAGAAUUGGGGCAGAAUUACUGUAAAGUUAGGGAAGAAUGUGGCUUUGUUGUUUCAGAUCAGUCACUUUAUUUAUUGAUCCCUCUGAAAGUUUAUAUAUAAACGACAAAUCCAAAUAAAGACAGAGUUUCAUUACAGUCUUUGCAGAGAACAUGUAAAGUAUCGAUGUUGUUAGUUUUGUAGGUAGAGGACUUAAGCCAGGAACCGGAGGAUGCAGUCCGCCUCUUUCCGCCUGAGCACGCCGGUGAACGGAGCCGUUUCAUUGGACGGGUCCGCAAACGUUAAAAGGGGCGUGAAGUUUGCUGCUAGCAGCUAGCUCCUGUGUGAUCAUCUGGGAUCUGUUUCAUUCUUGGCGGCGCCCAGAAGCAGCGCAAAAAUGAAACUGUAGAGCCUCGGGGGACUAUUUGCAGCAGGCCCGGGUUGCUUACUUCUGUGAGCCGCAGUUGCUUUCAGACACACGGACAUAAAGUGGAAUGGUGACCCGUCCUCUCUCUCUGGAAAUGGCAUUGUGGCUAUUGGCGUUGAUGCUAACUUAGCCAGUUAGCUUCCCGUGCUAGGUAGCAGGACCAUUGGUUGUGACUGAACCGACUAGCUAGCUUUGAGCACAAUACUAGCUUACAUUAGCUAGGAGGUAAACUCGCGUUAUGAGACUCACUUAGCAGCAACGUCGCUGUUCUAACAUCGUCUACGUUGGACUCGAGGCGGACAUCGGUUUUGUACAGAAGGAACCAGCGGGAUAGUUUGGCUAACGCUAGUUCAUUUAAGGCGCUAACAUGCUGCGGUAGUUUUGUUGCGCUCCGGUCGUCACUCUCGGCUGCUUUGCUCCUGCAGACUAACGGGUCAGCGGCAAGCAGUUACUGGGCAUUGUGCGGUAUGUAGCCAUGGCAUGCUAACCAUCCUCCAAGAAAGUUGGUAAAUGCUAAUAACGGUAUAGUCAACGUUAACCGCAGGGCAGAAUUGACUCAUUUAUGCAUGGGGAGUUGUAAAUUUAGCAUUGUUAUGGUUAACAAGCAGCGUUAAUUUGCUUUAAGUGACGACAGGGCCUCGCAGGUUACUGUUAUCUCACGUUGUGCUAGCUAGUUUGUCUCAGAUCUGUUGCCUGAUUGCUAAUGUUUACUCACAACAUGUAAGGCUAACAAAGUUUUUGGAUCAAUAAUGUAACCUUACUGAGCCGGGUGGCCAUUUUAAGUUAGUGAUUUAGUGACAGGCUGCAUUAUCUAGCAAAGAUGAACAACUCAGGAGUCAUGCCACAAGAAAAGAUGGAGCUGGAUCUGGAAAUCCCAUCCUCCUUAGUUCAGACUGAUGGACACCUGAGAAGAUCCAACAGUGCACCCAUGAUAAAUGGCUUAAGUGAUAACUCCCAGGUGUUCCAGAGAGAGGUCCUACGUAUUCGGAGAAACAGCACUACAGUUGUCAACAGGCCUAACAUGGUCCCUUCAUCACCUAUUCGCAUCCCCAGCACCAGACUUCAUCAGAUAAAACAGGAAGAGGGUGUAGAUGUGAUGAACCGAGAAACUGCUCAUGAGCGGGAGGUUCAAGCUGCCAUGCAAAUGAGCCAGUCCUGGGAAGAAAGCCUCAGUCUGAGUGAUAAUGAUUUGGAGAAGUCUGCAUCUUCAUCUCCAAAGCGGAUCGACUUUGUGCCUGUGUCACCUGCCCCGUCCCCUACCAGAGGAAUCGGAAAGAAGCAGUGUUUCUCUCCUUCACUACAAAUCCUUGUGAGCAGUAAUGGUCUAACACCCAGUCCAAUCCCCAGCCCAACACGGCGAUUCAGCCGACGUAGUCAAAGUCCAAUCAACUGCAUCAGAGCCAGCAUACUCGGUCCAAUUAAACGCAAAGGUGAGAUGGAGAUGGAGAGUCAACCUAAGAGGCUCUUCCAGGGAACCACCACCAUGCUGUCCUCGGAUGUCUCUAACCUGUCAGAUCUCAGUUCCUGUCACUCUCCAGAUCUACUGGACGGCAGCCUCAGCAGCGUCGGCUCCUCCACCGACUCGCCAGGCAAAAUGGAAGGAGUGUCGCCUUCCUCGUCCAGCAACUCGCCCUUUGCUUCCCUCCAAGAUUUGUCCCCAAAAUGAGCGUGGGGACUGCUAGAGACACUAAAAAAUGUAGGGGGAAUUAAAAAAAAGCCUCUUUCUUGGGAACCUUCUCAGAACCUUUCCUUCACCAAAAUGUAGUUUUAAGUGGAGUUUGCUUCUGAAUGGCUGUUUUCAUGGCUACAGAGGGUCUAGAUGGGUUUGAAAUACGGAAACGAAAGCCAUGGACGAGUUUGUGUGUAAGAAGUAAGCCUAGUCAAACUGGGAAUGACUGAAGACACUGUGAGCACCAGCUGCUAGUUGAGGAUCUUGGAUGGUGCUUGGCUUCGUAGUGAUAUUGUGUUUAUAAGUGGCUAUCCUGCACAGCUGUCCUACCAGUUCCCCCUCGGCAGAGAGGGACAUCGAGCACUGGACACAAAAGAAAAAGACUAUAUGGAUGUGUACAUCUCCCUGUUUUUGUGCUGGAAAUCUUCUGUCCACAGGCCUUUGUAUGUGCACAGUCUGCAGAUUUUGUAAGAAAAGAUUUAACUUAUUGUUUUCCUGCUUUGUUUGUAAUUAUGUACAUAUUAACCUUGUCAGAUGUCAUACAUAGUUUUAAGUUUGGCUGUGAGGUGAAUGUAGGCACAGGUCUUCAGCAGCUUUCUUUGUAAAGGAAGAGAAAUGACUUCUGGGGUACAGCUAUGGAGAUGUCCCGUUAUACUGUAAGAGAAGUUAUGUUUUAAGCAGAUAUUCUGAAUAUUUUUAUGAUAUAGGCUGUGAACUGUGGUGAUUUUUUUUUCUCUCCAGUUUGGCUGUUGAAUCAUAAAUGAAAUAAGAUGGUCAUUCCUGGCAGUCUUUCAACACUAAAGGUUCCUCUGUAAUCCUGUGUUCUUGUCAGGAUGAUUUUUGUAGAUAUAAAAAAAAGUAUAGAAAAAGCUUACCUUUUUUCUUCCUCUGGCAAAGUGUUCUUAUUUAUGGAGAAAAGAGAAAAAAAGUUUAUUAUAAAAUUGGAUGGUGAUAGGUUUCUAUCCCCAGUAAACCAUUUGUGUUGUAAUUUACACCAAAUCAACUGACAGCUGGAAUAUUCAGCAAAAAAAAACUAAGACACAUCACAUUGUGAGUAAAAAGACUGCUGUUUCUGCCGUGGUUUAUUACUGCUCAGGAUGAUCAGUCCUGUCGGUUCAGCCUGUGUAAGUCUUAAGCAGGAAAGAAGUAAAACUUGACAAAACAAACCAAGGAGUGCAGUAUGUCGAGGUUACGCCUGCACUGUGAUAUUUGCACCUAAAAUUGCUGUGUUGUCAUGGCCCCAUCGUCCAUACCUGCCUGUGUACCUUCUGAACCCCUUCACAGCUCUGUAGCCUUCAGUGUUUAUGUACAAGAAGGAAGUGAUUGUAAAUCAUUUCAUGCAAGUGUGCCCUUUAAUUUAAAGAAAGUUGUGGUUGCAGUUCAUUUACUAAAUGUUUUUUUCCUUUUAUACAAAGAAAAUGAGAAAAAGCAAUCAAGUUUCCCUGCUGUCAAGAUUUUUUUUUCAAAAAAAAUCCUUAUAUUUUCUUUUCUCGGUCAUCUUCUGAAGUGUUCAGGGCAUGAAUUUAGCAAAUGAUAUUAUGCUAUAAUUGUAUGUCUGUAAUGGAAAGGCUGUAAUCUGCCAAGCUGGCUAACACGUCGCCCAUGCUUGUGUCUUUUGUGGUUGCCAUUGUAGCGGACAUCAGGAUUAAAAUAAAUUAUUUCAUUAUUA